Messenger RNA from Tuber aestivum (summer truffle), 1070 nucleotides. Lineage: Eukaryota; Fungi; Ascomycota; Pezizomycetes; Pezizales; Tuberaceae. The record is from the annotation of a GenBank genome assembly.
AUGACACGCGACGAUAGGUCUGCCCUUUCUCCUGAUGACGGUGGUGACGGUCAGUACGGAGUACCAUUUCCAUCCCGCUCCUCUUCUUGGGUCACUUGCACGAGAUCACCAUCGCCCAAAACUAUCUCGGGGUAUUCGCGAAUCCGCAGCAGAGACGCCGUGAGGACCGCCCCGCCACCAUCAGCUCUAAAGUUCUCGCGGAUCUUGCCUUAGGUCUCGGCAGGACUGUCACACCGUUCAACAUUUACUGAGAAUCAAACUGCUGCGAAUGGCUCCGGCGAUGAGGCUCUGACCACUGCCGAGGAGGACGUUUGUUUCUCGCCUCCUGAGGAGAGCAAAACCCGGGGCGGGAUUGAUUUUGAGGAGAUGUAUGAAUUUGUAGCCGGCCAAUCACGCGCGAAGCCUUGUGAGAGGAGAGGGAAAUGAGCACCUGUGGGGAUGUCAUUGGGCCCCGAUACUUUGACCAAAUCAAGGCCCAGGAGGAUUUGUCCGCUGCUUCUGGCAGUGUUAGGAAAGAGGGUCCCAUAUCUUCCCCGUCCCCCUCUAAUAAUGAGAAAGCCGAGUUUUGGAAUACGCCGACCAUUCCCCGUCAUAGGCGUGUGAGCAAUCCUGAUCGAUUCAGUUUUUCCUCAUCCGAGGGUAAUGCCAUGAUCCACACUCCCGAGAUUGGCGACCUCCCAGGCGAUGAGGGGAUGCUCCACGAGCGCUCCCAUAAUACGCAGGGGGUCUGGUGGUUGGACUGCUACGAUCCUACUACAGACGAGUUAGCUAUGCUCAUGAAGGCCUUUGCAAUCCAUCCUGUGACAUCUGAGGAUAUUUGGGUUCAAGAGACUCGCGAGAAAGUUGAGCUUUUCAGGUCCUACUGUUUUGUAUGCUUCCACUCUUUUGUGCAAAAUAAGAACUCAUCGGACUUUCUAGAUCCCCCAAACGUCUAUACCAUUGUUUUUCGCGAGGGAGUGUUGAGUUUCCAUUUUGCACCUUCCCCGCACAGCCCCAACGUUAGGAAACUGAUUAGUCAACUCCGUAAUUACGUCGCUCUCUCAUCAGAUUGGAUUUAUGCUACGCGUUGA